CGCCUGAAACCGACCAAUCCGACGGCUCAGAAGGCUCUGACCACGCCCACUCACUACAAGCUGACUCCGCGUCCUGCGACCAGGGUGCGGCCCAAAGCGCUGACGUCUUCCGGAGCCUCGAAGUCGCAGCUGUUUGACGGCCUGGAUGACGACGAGCCGUCGCUCACCAACGGAGCCUUCGUGCCGAGGAAGAGCAUCAAGAAGCUCGUGCUGAAGAACCUGAACAACAGUCAGUACAGCAGUCCUCUGAACAAGGAGAGCGACGACCUUGCCUCGCCGUCAGAGUACCCACAGAACGGACACAGCCACGUGGAGGAGGAAGAGGAGCAGCUGAGGAGGGUGGCGGGCCCCGGCAGGCGGGCCGACGACGACCCGGAGGUCACCCAGUUCUACGUCAACCCCAUCGCCAAGCCAAUCCCACAGGGCCGCGCCCACGCCAGCCUGCAGGACACCAUCGGCGACCUGAACAUGCACAAAGGCUCGAGGAACGGCCUCGAGCUGAGCAACGAUGACGUGUCUGCGUCCUUCGGCGAGGAGUCUCUGCAGGAGGAGCAAGAGGAGGAGCAGCAGCUGUCCCAGCAGUCUCCGCACCCUGCAGGCAUCGUUCUGAAUCGUGUGGGCUAUUACACCAUCCCCUCCAUGGACGAGCUCGCCGACAUGGUGGACGAAAACGGGGAGUGCAUCGUGGAGAACUUCACCAUCGGCAGGAAAGGUUACGGCUCAAUCUUCUUCCCCGGCGAGGUGAACGUGUCGGGACUGAACCUUGACGAAAUCGUCCACUUCAGACGCAAAGAGGUCAUCGUGUACCCGGACGACAAGAGCAAGCCGCCGGAGGGGGAGGGGCUUAACAGGCGAGCAGAGGUGACUCUGGACGGCGUUUGGCCGAAUGACAAGACGGCCUGCACCCAGAUCAGGAGCCCCGAGCGUCUGAGCGACAUGAACUACGAGGGCCGGCUGGAGAAGGCAUCGCGCAAGCAGGGAGCUCGCUUCCUGGAGUACCGACCUGAGACCGGGUCCUGGGUGUUCGAGGUGGCGCACUUCUCCAAGUACGGCCUGCAGGACUCGGACGAAGACGAGGACGUCCCGCCGAAAGCCGAAGCCAAGAAGCUGAAGACGCUGACGCUCCCUCCCUCCCGGCUGCAGCAGCAACAGCUUCCCCCCUCUCAGCAGCAGGUGGCGCCGCAGGCUCAGGCCAUCGCCAUCAUGGAGCACCAGGGCGGCGCCAACGAGCUCGACAGCGACAUGGCUGACAUCACCCAGAGCUUCCCGACAGAGAGCAUGCUGGGAGGAGAGGAAGACGGCGACCUGCUGGCGGGGGAGACGGACACGACAAUCUCCAAGCUCGGCGGUCUGGCCUCCUCAGAGCUCGACGGCAUAUCUGCAUCCGGCCACAUAGCCUCUACACUGGGGAUCAACCCACACACGCUCCAGAUCAUGAAGGCGUCCCUGUUUGCUGAGGACGACGAUGACACCGACAUGUUCCACGAUCACGCGGCGAUGAAGGUUUCCACGGAUGUCUCGUCUCCUCGCCUCGUCCUGCCGGCCGCUCAGGGCCGACCCUCUGCCGGCGGUCUCCUUCAGGCUCGAUUCACCUCGGGCCUCCCUCAGCUGUCAGACUCUCCCCGCCCUCUCCUUCCUCCAUCACGGCCGUCUCCAGCCGGCGUUGAAGCCCCCCGCUCUCUGCAGUGGGCGGGGCCUGGCCCGUCCCCCUUCACGCUGCCCUCCCGGACUCCGGAGCCUUCAUUUAGGACGGUUGGCGUUCGGCGGCUCGGCGGCCCCGUCCCCCUCAAAGAGUCGAUCACUCACGGGAAGGGAGGUUUACUCAUGGACACCGGGCUGUUCGCCGUGCGCUCCUUCCGGGUCGGGUGGGGUCCCGGCUGGACGCUCGCACACUGCGGCAGCCGGCUGAGCUCGCCAACGUCCAAGCAGUUCGAGCACCAAGAACUGACGGCAAAGACUGACUUCAGCUUCCUGCCGAAACCUGCCAGGAGCAAACCACUCACAGAAAGCCCCUACAAGGUAGUGGUGGAGCAGGUGGUGGGUCUGGAGCCUCCCAGAGGGAAAACCAUUGAAGAAGAGGAAGAUGAAGAGAGCCAGGCGGUGCUGCAGCGCCCCCUGGAGAUCUGCCUGAAGCACAGCAUCGUGGAGGUCCCCGACAGCUCCGCUUGCCCUGCGGUGCGACCACAGCCCGGCGUGGCGGCGCUGCACGAGUAUGCCGAGUGGAUCGCCGAGCUGAAAGACAGACGAGGCGACACUGAGCCGCUGCUGGGGUACUGGGCCGAGGUCUGGACUCUGUGCGAGGCGCUGUGGGGCCGGCUGGGCCCCUCGGAUCAGGAGGCCGAGGUGCUCAGCGAGUACGAGCAGCAGCUGGAGAGGAGGCGGAGCUUCUCGGCCUGGCUGUCCCACGGUGCCUCCCACAGGGUGGAGGAGGAGGUGGCUUUGGCCAGGAAAGGUCGCCAUGUCGACGCAGUUUUCAGCUACCUGACGGGAAACCGCAUCAGCGAGGCGUGCCGACUCGCCCAGAAGGAAGGAGACCACCGUCUGUCCCUGCUGCUGUCUCAGGCCGUGGGCUCGCAGUACUGCAGGGACCUUCUCGCCCUUCAGCUCGCCGAUUGGCACCGCAUGCAGACCGACUGCUACCUGCCCGAGGAGCGACUCCGCAUCUUCGCUCUGCUCGCCGGGAAACCGGUGUGGCAGUCCACCGACUCUUUGGUGAACGUGUGCGCCGAGCUGGACUGGAAGCGCUGCGUGGCCGUCCACCUCUGGUUCAUGCUGCCCCCGACUGCCUCUGUGGCCGACGCCCUCGCCAGAUACGAAGCCGCCUUUCAGGGCUUGUGUGAGGCGGGGAAGUACGCCUGUGCACCCCUGCCUCCAUACCUGGAGGCGGAGCAGCCAGAUCUGGAGGAGGCGUCCAAACGGCCGCUGUACGACCUCUGCUUCCACCUGCUCAAACUCUACAGCGACAGACACUACGGCCUGCAGCAGCUGCUGGAGCCUCUCGCCGUCACCUGGGAGCGCCUGGACUACCGCCUGAGCUGGCACCUGUGGGGCGUCCUGCAGGCGCUGCACUACACCCACCUGAGCGCCCCACGGCAGGGCCUCCUCCACGCCAGCUACGCCGCGCAGCUGGAGAGCGCCGGCCUGUGGCACAUGGCCGUCUUCAUCCUGCUGCACAUCCCCGAGCACGCUCAGAGGGAGCGAGCUGUGAGGGAGAUGCUGACGCUGCACUGCCCCCUGCAGGAGACGGAGGACUCUGUCCGCAGGGAGCGCUUCCUGACCGAGCAGCUGCUGAUCCCGGAGCGGUGGAUCCACGAGGCCAAGGCCACCCGAGCCCACCGCGACGGCGACAGACACCAGCAGGCCCUGCACCUGUACCGAGCCCGAUACUGGAACCAGUGCCACCGCCUGCUGAUCCAGCACCUGGCCUCAGACUGCAUCAUCAACGAUAACCACGACUACCUCCUGGAGUUCCUGGAGGGUCUGGCGCUCCCCGAGCACUGCGCCACCAUCCAGGACUGGGACACAGCAGGGGGGGUUUACCUCGACUACAUCAGAGUCAUAAAGACUCUGCAGGACAUCCAGCAG
Molecule: messenger RNA, 3585 nt
Organism: Pundamilia nyererei
Lineage: Eukaryota; Metazoa; Chordata; Actinopteri; Cichliformes; Cichlidae
Gene: nup98
Product: nucleoporin 98 and 96 precursor
Exons: 20
Biological process (GO): telomere tethering at nuclear periphery; post-transcriptional tethering of RNA polymerase II gene DNA at nuclear periphery; RNA export from nucleus
Cellular component (GO): nuclear pore cytoplasmic filaments; nuclear pore
Molecular function (GO): RNA binding; structural constituent of nuclear pore
Source: RefSeq, a predicted model, not a curated record